GGCAGAACCAGAAGCUCACAAGCUAGUCGCGUUUCAAGUCCACAAUUAUUAGCUUGUAACGGGCGUUACGAAGACCCCUCGGGGACGAUCACUACUCCCAAAUAUCCAAGUGCCCUUGCUGGUGAAAGGUGUUUGUUUCGAAUUACAGCACCCGCAGGGCGAAGCGUUAAGUGACUUUCAAUCAUUUUAACUUGCCAAGAGAUGACACCACCGGCACAUGCCUCAGUUACAUAAAAGUGCUUUAUGCUAUGCGUAAUUAUCGUAAGGAAAUUGAAAGUUCUCCUCAGAUUUGUGGAAGCUCCCUUCCUCCUGAAAUGCGUUCCUAUACUGACAUCAUUCGCAUAGAAUUUUUCAAUCAUGGACUUACAGCUGGCGAAGGUUUCUCUUUAACUUAUUCAACUGAAGAGAGGGCAAUUUGCGGAGGAAAUCUCCUUUUGCCUAGUGGAAGUAUUUCCACUCCAGUGUUUCCGUUAUUGAAGGAUUUUUAUGUGCAUUGCAAAUGGUCUGUGUUUGGAGACAGUUUAGUUAACCGUACUGUUGUGUUCAAAUUUGAUGUGCUAGAUGUUCCAGGUCUCAGAAUCAAUAGAUGUUAUCAUGGUGGAGUGUAUGUGAAACCAGGACGGAGAAGUGGUGUACACUAUCAUCUCGAAUAUGAAAUCUUUUGCGGGAACUAUACGUCACCAGUAGUAUUCACCACACCUUUUCGUUCCACUGAUAUUCAUCUCACUGGCUUAUUUGAUAAACCCUUCCGUGGUAUUCAUGGAACCUAUUACGUUAACAACUGCGGUGGGAUCAUCAUUGCAGACAGUAAUGCAAACAUUACUUCACCCGGGUAUCCAGACGGUUACCCACCCAAUAUGGAUUGUCACUGGAUCAUACUGCCAGGCCGUGGACAGGUAAUAACGCUAACGACAGUGGACUUUCACCUGGAGAAUGAUUGCGACAGGGACUAUGUUUCAAUAUCCACCGGUUUAAAGUUUCAAAGGCUGGGCAAAUUCUGUGGCGAUCAUAAUCCACAUCCAAUUACAGCAACGAAUGAAGAUCUGAUUGUAAAAUUUCAUUCUGAUGAGUCUGGGUCUGCCCCUGGCUUUUGGCUGACAACAUCAAAGAUACAAAGAGGUUGUGGAGGCAUAAUCAGUAUGACAGAUGGAACUAUCUCAUCGCCUAACUACCCAUCCCACUACGGAAAUAAUGAAAAGUGCAUCUGGAUCAUCGAAUACUUGCCUGGCGAUAAUGUAAAGCUCGAAUUCCUGAGCCGCUUUGACAUCGAAAUGAGCAAUGUUUGCGAUAAGGAUUAUUUACUGAUCGAAGACUAUGAUGAUAAUAACGAAACGUGGGUAUUCAAAGCACGGAAGUGUGGAUUAACGCGACCUAAUCCUAUAGACAGCAAAGGAUGGAAGAUAAAAAUUACUUUCCGUUCCGAUUCUGAGAUAACUGGCCAUGGUUUCAAUAUUCAGUACUCAUCAGGCUGCGGGGGUAAUUUUACAAAGAGCAGAGGCCAGAUAUUUUCUCCUUAUUAUCCUUACAUCUACGAAAAUGUCAUCUGCAAUUAUACCAUUGGGAAAGCUGGGCAGUACAUAGGAAUACAGUUUGAUAAUUAUAUUAGUUCCCAUAAUGAAGAAAAAGAUGUCAUUUGCACGACCGCUUAUUUGGAAAUAUAUGAGGAAGAUGUAGCUGAAUCUAACAAAAAGGCCAAAUACUGCGAUGACAACCCACCACCAAGUUAUACAUUACUUGGACCAGUUACGAUAAUAUUCAAAAAUGACAAUUCGAGACCGCAUGGAUUUAAAUUUAUAUACGAAGUUCUAGAUCCAGAGGAGGCGUUAUCAUUGUUUCAUUUAUAUCCUAAUGCUAAUAUAAAAUGAUAAUGGCGCAUCAUUCAUAUUACUAAAUAUAUCUGCGAAAAUGUGAUAAUUUUUAAAUUAAACAUAAUUGAAUUAGUUAUAAUUUUCUUUGAUAUAUUGAUAUAUGUUACAUGCCUUUGAAUCUUCGAUUGUCAAGACAGAUGCAUAUAUGUAUUUUUUAUUGUGUAAGCAUGUGAAUUAUUAUCAUCGGAAUACUCUGAUUCGAUGAUAAACACAUUUUCAUGCGCAAAACUACCGCAUUUAUGGUAAUAUUUUAAACUUUAAUUUCCUUCCGACAUAUUUUUCUCUCCUUCUAUUACGGGGCCCACCAGCGGCCGAGCGGUAAAGUCGCUGAACACUGGUAGUUCGGUCCGAGGUUCGAAUCCCGCGAAUGGGCUGGCUGCAUGGGCGUUUUCGUGGUUUUCCCCAUGUGUAACGUGUAUACGAGCCAGUUUCCCUUAGAAAGUCCUCCACGAAAGGCAUCCCUCCCCUUAGGCAGAUAGCCCUAGUGUGCUUUGCCAUAAUUAAAUACACCAUACACCACACCACCUUCUACUACGUCAGUGUUUCUAAAGUUUCGGAUUGUUUUAAAACAAAUUUUGUAAUUUCUUACAACUAUAGAAAUAAAUAAGCAGCGUUCUUAAAACAAGUGCAAGGCUCAAAUUUUGCAACGUAAUUCUGUAUUUAAACUACUUGAGCAGGUAGAUAUUAUAUAUAUCUUUACGAAUUUGCUUUGUUUUGUAGAUGGACAUUGUACACCCAUUAAAAAAAUUAAAAAACUAAGAAUAAAGACGAGUUAUGCACAAUAUAAUAUCCGUUUAUUUAUCAUUUUUUAAUUUUUCUCCAUUACAAUGUGUUUGCUGUUGUUAA
Stegodyphus dumicola is the source of this 2714-nucleotide messenger RNA. RefSeq lists its product as uncharacterized. NCBI's taxonomy places the organism in Eukaryota, Metazoa, Arthropoda, Arachnida, Araneae, Eresidae. The record is from RefSeq and is a predicted model, not a curated record.